Messenger RNA from Paramecium sonneborni, 645 nucleotides. NCBI's taxonomy places the organism in Eukaryota, Ciliophora, Oligohymenophorea, Peniculida, Parameciidae. The record is from the annotation of a GenBank genome assembly.
AUGAAAAAUCUGUAAAAAGGAUAUCUAGAACUUAAUCAGAUUUGGCUUAAUAGAUAGUAUUGAUAUAAAGUAAAAUAAGAGAGUAUGAUGCUCAUAAGAAAAGGCUGGAAUAAAAUUAUCGAUAGCAGAGUCUUCCAAAAGAUUAUCGAAUUCAUGAGCAAGUCAAAAAAACUUAGUUUAUAAAUAAUAGAAAACGGGAACUAAUGAAAUGGUAGACAAUUUAAGAAUAAAAUACAUAAAUACAUGCAAGACUUGUUAAAAUAAGUAAUCGUUCCCCUACAGUAUUUCAAAAUUUAAAUUGGAAAGCCUCCCAGUCAGUGUGGUACCCCUAGAGGUAAAAGAUCCUUAAAAGAGCAAAAACUACGUAUAGAAAGUGAAAAUAAAAGAUUUUUCAGAAAGAUAAAUGACAUGUAUAAUUCAAAUUAUUAUGAUUUUAGAUAAUCUAACCUAAAAUAAGAAAAUUUUCAAGAUUCAUACGUGAAGCAUAAAAAGAUAUAAUAAAAUAUGUAGAAAUUUUAUUUUGAUUAUAAAUUAUAAAAAAUUAAACUAAGAGUUGAUGCAUAUUUGGAUAAUAUAAAUCUGUAAAAAUUAUAAGUAAGAUCAUUAAGUUUAUACGAAAAUCCAAGAACCAAAAAAUCAAACUGA